Molecule: messenger RNA, 1256 nt
Organism: Emiliania huxleyi CCMP1516
Lineage: Eukaryota; Haptophyta; Isochrysidales; Noelaerhabdaceae
Exons: 7
Coding region: 1-1089 (362 amino acids)
Biological process (GO): double-strand break repair via break-induced replication; DNA replication initiation; mitotic DNA replication preinitiation complex assembly
Cellular component (GO): DNA replication preinitiation complex
Molecular function (GO): DNA replication origin binding; single-stranded DNA binding; chromatin binding
Source: RefSeq, a predicted model, not a curated record
AUGCUGUACCGGCGUGACGAUGUGGCGCAGCUGUACCAGCGGAUCAGGGAAUGCUCUGCCGCGAGCCCCGCCGCCGUCACGGUGCUCAUCCUCGUCUCGCUUGAGGCCGAUGGGGUUGUCACGUGCGCGAUGCUGACGAAGCUGCUCGAGCAGGACGAGAUACCGCACAAGGUGAAGCCGAUUAAGGACUACGGCGCACUCGGCGAGGUCUUCGAGAACGACAUCGUAGACGAUGCAGAGCUGCGCAACAUUGUGCUGCUGCAGUGCGGAGCGAUUGUCGACCUGUUUGACAUGCUCGGCACCAGGCUGGCGGAGAUGGAUGCGGAGCGGGCGGGCGGGCCGCGCUCCUUCGAUGAGACGCCGCACCCUGAGUGCCGCUUUUGGAUUUUGGACUCGCACCGACCUGUCGCUGUUGAGAAUGCGACGUGUGGUGAGAGGCUGUGCGUGCUCCACGAUGACGAGCCGAACGAGGAUCUCGCCGCGCUCGUCGAGCAGGAGCACAUCCUCAACGACCCAGACUUCCAAGACGAGGAGGACGAGGACGAGGAGGACGGCCGGCCGACGCAGCGGCGGCGGCUCGACCCGUCCGCGUACGCGCAGCUGUCGCCCGACUCGAGGGCGUCGCAGUUCCACGCGGUGCUCUUCGGGUCUGAGUACGGCCUGAUGAACCUGACCUACCCCUCCCUCCGGGGCGUCACCUCGUACGAGCUCGGCGCCACCGUCAUCCUGCGCGAGUCGGUGGAGACCGAGAAGUUCACGCAGGAGCAGUCGCUCACGAAGCUCGCCCUCUUCCUCGCCGACGCGCUGCGCGAGACGCGCAAAAACUCGAAGGAGGCCAUCCCGGUCCUGAUCGCAGCGCCGAAGAAGGACCGUACGCACCUCGUCGUCGCGGUGCUCGGCUCGGCGCGCUUCUGGGGCCCCAGCGGCGGGCGAAACGCGUUCGGGAAGGCCUUCCUCGAGGCAGCGCGAGACCCGCGCGUCAAGGCGCGCGUGGCGCACGAGUCCUUCGAGUCCGCCGUCUGCCGCGUCGCCUCGGACGAUUUGCGCAACUUCCUCGAGGGGGUCGCCCUCAACUACGAUGUCGCAUAGCCCGCCAUGCUCCCUACUAGAGUUCCUAAGUCUACAAUAGCGUCUGACACUCUGUGAGCCCCCCUUCCCCGUGCCGCAUGCGAACGUGCUCGCGGUCGUCCUGGAGGGGGCGUAUUUUGAGAGCCGUCUCUCGGCAGCUCUGCUGUAAAGGAUAUUGUGCGUCAAGU